Chaetura pelagica (chimney swift) is the source of this 1578-nucleotide messenger RNA. RefSeq names its product selenoprotein O-like. The coding region runs from base 1 to 1578 and encodes 525 amino acids. The record is from RefSeq and is a predicted model, not a curated record. The transcript is spliced from 19 exons. NCBI's taxonomy places the organism in Eukaryota, Metazoa, Chordata, Aves, Apodiformes, Apodidae.
AUGUCCUACAUUUAUUUGGAAUUGCUUUUCAAGCAGAUUUACCCGUGUGAUCCCUUUCCAAUCGAUGUGAUCCAGGAAAAUUAUGUCCGUAUUGUGAGAAACUGCAUUUUUUCAGUUGUCUACCCUACACCUUUUAAAUCUAGAGUUCGUCUUGUAGCUGCUUCUAAGGAAGUUCUUGAAAAUAUUUUGGAUCUUGAUAUAUCUGUCAAAGAAACAUCUGAUUAUCUUCAGUUUGCCAGUGGUGGGAAAGUGAUUCUCGGGUCUGUUCCAUUGGCCCAUAGAUAUGGGGGUCAUCAGUUUGGGAGCUGGGCAGGUCAGCUGGGUGAUGGAAGAAUCCACUUGAUUGGAGUGUAUACAAACAGGCAUGGUGAGAGGUGGGAACUACAACUAAAGGGGUCAGGAAAGACCCCAUACUCCAGGAAUGGUGAUGGCAGAGCUGUGCUUCGCUCUUCUGUGCGAGAAUUUCUGUGUAGUGAGGCUAUGCACUAUCUUGGAAUUCCUACAAGCAGAGCUGCUAGCUUAGUUGUAAGUAAUGAUGAUGUGUGGAGAGACCAGUUUUACAAUGGAAAUAUUAAGAAAGAAAGAGGUGCUAUAGUGCUACGUCUUGCCAAGUCAUGGUUUCGUAUAGGAUCCUUAGAAAUCUUAACUCAUUCUGGGGAACUGGACUUACUAAGAAAAUUGCUAGACUUUAUAAUCCAGGAACAUUUUCCAUCAAUAGCCAUGAAUGAUUCAAAUAAAUAUCUGGAAUUUUUCUCUACAGUCGUGUCAGAGACUGCAGAUCUGAUCGCAUUGUGGAUGUCUGUGGGGUUUGCACAUGGUGUGUGCAAUACAGAUAACUUCAGUUUAUUAUCCAUAACAAUAGAUUAUGGUCCAUUUGGAUUUAUGGAAUCCUAUGAUCCAAAUUUUGUUCCAAACACAUCUGAUGAUGAAGGGAGAUAUAAAAUAGGAAACCAGGCAAAUGUUGGGCUGUUUAAUCUGAGCAAGCUUUUACAAGCUCUAAAACCUUUAUUGGAUUCCAGGCAAAAGCAGCUAGCUUCCCAGAUUUUGGAGGGGUACAGUGAGCGCUAUUACACCCGUUUCACAGAACUAUUCAAAACAAAAUUGGGUCUUCUUGGGGAGAAUGAGGAUGACAACUAUUUAAUUGCUUUCCUCUUAAAACUUAUGGAAGACACAAAGGCUGAUUUUACAAUGACAUUUCGACAGCUCAGUGAAAUUGCUGCUGACCAGUUGAAGGGGCUUCAUAUUCCUGAGGAGUUCUGGGCUCUGCAGGAUCUGAGCAAACACAAGUUAUUUUCAGAGUGGGUUACUAUGUACCUCUUGAGAUUAAGUCGUAACAAGGGUGAUUCAGACACUAAGAGAAGAACAAGAAUGACAAGUGUUAAUCCUAGAUACAUACUCAGGAAUUGGAUGGCAGAAUCAGCAGUGCAAAAAGCUAAUUUGAAUGAUUUCUCAGAGGUGAAUCUCCUGCAGCAGAUUUUACGACACCCCUUCCGGAGACAGCAGGCUGCAGAGGAAGCAGGGUACUCCCUGCAACCCCCAGCUUGGGCCAAGGAUUUGAGAGUAAGCUGCUCAUCCUGA